AUGGCUCAAACAAAUAGUACUUCAAGCGUUGUGAAUUCUACCGAUCGUACCGAUCAUUCUACGAAACCAUCUGAUACACUUCGUCCUCAUUAUUAUACAACAUUUCAAAAUUCUUGUUGUGAUCCGAAAUCAAAUUCAUCAACAGAAACACAAGCUAAAGAUAUUUUACCUAUUCCACAAAAAUGUAAAGACGAAGUUAAGUCACUAUUGGAAUUUCUCCAUCAGGGUCUUAUUGUAACUCUUACUGACAUUGCAACAUAUACAAGUGUUAUACCAUAUACAUUUCUUGAAAAAAAUGAUAUUUUUGAUACUCAACGAUAUUUAAUUGAUCGAGGAAUGUUCAGAACGAUGAAUGAUGCUCAUAUAAUCAAUUGGAUUCCUUCAUUCAGAAUGCUAUGUCCAAUUCGAACAUCAGGUAAUGGUAAUUGUCUUUUACAUGCUGUGCUUAUUGCUAUGGUUGGUAUACAUGAUUUUGAUCUCUAUUUGCGUGAUCGACUUGUACAAUUUAUGGAUGAAAAUAAAGAUAUAUUAAAAAAUCAUUGGAAAAAAGAACGACUUAAAUCAGAUAAAAACUAUGGUAUUAUACGUUCAGAAGAUUCGAAACUUGAUAAGGAAUGGGAUGAAUUAUGUAAUCUUGUUCGUUAUGAAAAUUCUGCAGAUGGACAAACAGCAAGUCAUUUAGAAUUUCUUGAAGCUGUACAUAUAUUUUCUAUUUCAAAUAUGCUUCGUCGACCAAUUAUUAUUUUAUCUGAAGAUGUCAUUCGAAAUAAACAAGGUGAAGCUAUUUCAGUUAAUGAUCUCUUUGGAAUUUAUUUACCUAUUCUUUCAAUACCACAAGAAUGUAUUACUGAACCUAUUGUAUUAGCUUACGAUCGAUCUCAUUUUUGUGCAUUACAAACUAGUAAUCUUGAUGUUGAAAAAACAUUGGAUAAUCGUCUUCCACUUUAUCUAUCAAUUGAUCAAGCAUCUAAAAAUAUUUCAUUACCUAUUCGAUUUUUAGGUGAUGAUGAAAAUAUUGAACAAUCGAAUAAUUUACUUCAUGAUUAUUUACAAAUUCAAAAAAUAGAAUAUACCUUUGAUCAAAAUACUCCACCAUUAUCUAUUUUAAGUGCGGCAUUGGGUAGUAAACAUUUACAAAUGAAAGAUGAUUUCUUUUGUAUAUAUCGGAAAUAUUUAAACUAUUUCUUUGAAGUACAAAAGCCAAAAGCAAUGGAAGAAGAACGAGAACGUGAAAGACAACGUCAACUAGAUGAUUAUAUUAAUCGUUAUGUUCAUUAUGAUACUAAAGGUCAGUCAAUAAUUAAACAAGAUUCACUUCCGUCUUCAUCAUAUACACCGAUGUCGGCACGCUCAAAUACAACUUAUAAUGAUAUUCACUUGCGCAAUCAAAAUAAUGAUUAUUAUGAUCAACGAUACUCAUACGAUGGUACUUAUACUAAUGAACCAUAUAUACCAUCAAAUGGUACUAUUCAUAUUAAGAAUCUUUCAAAUCAACCUCAACCAUCAGAAAGAACAUCGAACUAUCCAAAAGUAGCACAAACAGAUCGAGAUGUUGAUUAUAAUAGUACGGGACGAUUCACACACUCAUAUCCAAAAAAUAAUUUGAAUAAUAUUAGCAAUCUGAACAAUAAUGAUAAACAGCUCAACACUGUUAAUGUUAAGCAAGAAGAGGACGAAUACAAGAUUAAUUCAGAAGGACAACAACAAAGAGUCAUUGAAAUUCCUGUUCAACAUACAACACCUCGUGCAUCAUCGAAUGAUUCGACUUUAUUCAUUUCUGAAGACAGACGAGAUCCAGUUGUCGAAUGUGUUCUUUGUAAUCGUUCUUUUCGCUACUUCAAUUCUACAUAUAUUUGUCCCAGCUGCGAGUCUACAUUGCAUCGUCCUACUUCGUAUAAUGACGUUCUUGAUCCACCUUAUAUUCGGCCAAGAUCAACAAAUACACAUUCAACAGGACAUGAUACUCGUUAUGUUUCUAGUUUAUCACCAGUACCGAAAGCAAGAGUUCGCCACAUAAUUGACUGUCCACGUUGUAAAAAUCCAAAUUUGAAUUAUAGAUCGAGUGAUUCAACGUUUUUCUGUUCUGCAUAAUUUUAUCUUAGUGAUGAUAAACAACGCGAAGCAAAAUCUAAAGAAUUAGAAAAUGAAUGUAAUAAACAAGUUUUAACAAAACGUAUUAAACAAUUAUAA
This is a messenger RNA of Rotaria sordida, 2190 nucleotides long. The record is from the annotation of a GenBank genome assembly. NCBI's taxonomy places the organism in Eukaryota, Metazoa, Rotifera, Eurotatoria, Philodinida, Philodinidae.